Cloeon dipterum is the source of this 2233-nucleotide messenger RNA. RefSeq names its product slimfast (gene slif). NCBI's taxonomy places the organism in Eukaryota, Metazoa, Arthropoda, Insecta, Ephemeroptera, Baetidae. The record is from RefSeq and is a predicted model, not a curated record. Gene Ontology annotation, biological process: L-arginine import across plasma membrane; L-ornithine transmembrane transport. Gene Ontology annotation, cellular component: plasma membrane. Gene Ontology annotation, molecular function: L-ornithine transmembrane transporter activity; L-lysine transmembrane transporter activity; L-arginine transmembrane transporter activity. The transcript is spliced from 11 exons. The coding region runs from base 125 to 1930 and encodes 601 amino acids.
CAGCAUAAAGCCGGUCAACCUUUAUAUAUACCUCAGGCUAGUUACGAAGAGAUACGCCAGUGUACUCCGAAGUAGCUUCUCGAACUGAACUCGCCACAGGACGGUACAUAGAAACGCAAGCAAGAUGUGCUCGCGAAUUCUGCAAGUGUUGGGCCGGAGAAAAAAGCUGGAGGAUGACACCGAAACGACGCAGUUAUCUAGGUGUCUGUCGGUGAUUGACUUGACUGCCCUGGGCGUUGGAAGCACCCUUGGUCUCGGCGCCUAUGUGCUCGCUGGUGCUGUGGCCAAAAACACGGCUGGCCCGGCCGUCAUCAUCUCUUUCUUAGUGGCAGCUGUCGCUUCGGCUUUUGCAGCUAUUUGCUACGCUGAGUUUGCUGCGCGUGUUCCAAAGGCAGGCUCGGCCUAUGUCUACAGCUAUGUCACCGUCGGCGAGUUUGUUGCGUUCAUCAUCGGCUGGAACUUGAUCUUGGAGUAUGUCAUCGGCACUGCUAGCGUGGCUCGAGGAAUGAGUAGCUACGUCGAUGCAUUGGCAAAUUUCACCAUGCGGGAGAAAUUCAUUGAGUGGUCACCCGACUGGGACUACGAGUUCCUGUCAGAGUAUUUUGACUACCUAUCUCUCGGAGUCAUCAUCGUUCUCACGGUUUUGCUAUCGAUUGGUGUGAAGGAGUCCACAAUGGUGAACAACAUUUUCACCUUUUUCAACCUGGUCACCAUUGGCACUGCCAUCAUUGCUGGCUUCUGGCAUCUCAAUUUUAAAAACUGGAACUACACAAAGGAGGAAAUCCCAGAGCAAUUUAAAGAGACUGCUGGUGAGGGUGGCUUCUUUCCCUUUGGCUUCAAAGGAGUCAUGGCUGGAGCGGCUACAUGCUUCUAUGGCUUUGUCGGUUUUGACUGCGUCGCCACAACUGGUGAAGAAGCGAAGAACCCUCAGAAAUCGAUUCCGUUGGCCAUUCUCUUGUCCCUCAUCAUCAUCUUCUUGGCCUACUUUGGCAUCUCUGGGGUGCUCACUCUGAUGUGGCCCUACUUUGACCAGGAUCCCAACGCGCCAUUCCCCUACGUGUUUGAGAAAGUCGAAUGGCCUGUGGUCAAGUGGAUAGUAACUGGUGGUGCUAUUGUCGCUUUGACCACGAGCUUGCUUGGAGCCUUGUUCCCCCUGCCCCGUGUCCUCUACGCUAUGGCCUCUGACAGAAUCCUGUUCUCUCGACUGGCAAACAUCAACAAGAAAACAAAGACUCCCUUGGUGGCUACAAUUGUCUCUGGCGCCCUCGCAGCAAUUAUGGCAAUGCUGUUCAACCUGUCCCAGCUUAUCGACAUGAUGAGCAUUGGAACCUUGCUGGCGUACACCAUCGUGGCCGUUUGCGUGCUCAUUCUGCGUUUUGAAGACGAGAACCAAGACGGUCGCCAAUCCGAAGAUAACAGCAUGUUGGGCCACCUCUUCAACAGGCCCGUGAAGACAUUGCCCACCGCACUCACCUCCUCCAUCAGCUCCUGGGCAACUGUUGUGUACAGUGCCCUGGCAGUCCUUCUUUGCUAUUUGGUCGUCAACUACAGCAAUCUGAUGGUGGAAAAAGAGGCCUGGCCCAUUGCCCUGACUGCUAUUUGUGGUAUCUUGAUGGUUAUCGUGCUGAUCGCCAUUGGUGUCCAGCCGAGGACCUCCAUGAAUCUCUCCUUCAAGGUCCCCUGGGUACCCUUCGUCCCAGCCCUCAGCGUCAUCUUCAACGUGUACCUGAUGAUGCAGUUGGACACCAACACUUGGAUUCGAUUUGCAGUCUGGAUGGCCGCUGGGUUUGUCAUCUACGUGUUCUAUUCAAUUCCAAACAGCUUGGCGGGAAAUAGCUCAGGUGACAACUACCAACUCAGCAACGUUGCUUACACAAACGACGCCUACGCUGAGGAGAAACCCAAGGCUGAGGUCAUUUCCAAAUUUUAGUCUGAUUUUUUUUAAUCAAAUCUAAGUGCAAAUAAAUAUACUUAUACGUUCAUUUUUUGAAAGGCAAUGUUUAACAUAAGAAGAUAUGUUUAUUUAUUGAUCUUGACGUACACUAACAAAAAUGUGAUUACGCCUGAAACUAUUAAAGUAUAAGUAUAAGGAAUUUUCAUUCAGGUACUUCAGAUGUACACACAUCAUAUUGAUGUGAAUUGCGUGGUUAUGUAUUAUUGAGGUGUCAACGCGGCAAUUCACUGUUAUGAAAAAAUUGUAUUGAAAUAAUAAUAAUAAAAAAUAUAUGGAAAA